GCAGUUUGGCAGAAAUAAUAUAAGAUGUCACUCUAGUCCUUCCUCGCUCAACAUCAAUCCUCACCUUCAACAACCUCACAACAAGCAUCAGUCAAACCGUAUCAAGCACAAUGGCUCCUCCUUCUCUCGACACCGCCGCUCCGGCUUACACUUUCAACGACCUCAAGAACAAAGUUCAACAAAGCCUUGACAUCGAUGCUACCCCCAAGGCCACGCCUUACACCUACGGAGGAUCCCUUGACUCCUUUAACUCCUUUGACAUUACCCCCAUCAUUGGUCGCGAGUUCCCGGAUGUCGACCUCCGUGCUGUCCUCAACGCUCCGAACCGUGAAGACUUGAUCCAUGACUUGGCUGUCACCAUCUCUGAUCGUGGCGUCGUUUUCUUCCGCAACCAAUCCCUCACCACGGAUGAACAGAAGCAGCUCGGUCUCCUCCUCGGUGAAUUGACCGGAAAGCCUGCCACCUCCGGCCUUCACAUUCACCCCGUCAUCAACUCUGGACGUGAUAUCGGUAUCAAUGAGGAUUCCGGCGAAGUCACUCGCAAGGACGACGAGAUCUCCGUCAUCUCUUCUGAUCUCAACCGCAAGCUCUACAGCGACUAUGGUUCCCAGUUCGCAGACCGCCUCAACAACAGGGUCCGUGACAACUUUGCCUCCACUGGAUGGCACAGCGACAUCACAUUCGAGCCCGUCCCCGCGAACUACACCAUCCUCAAGAUCCACACGCUUCCCCCCACCGGUGGUGAUACGCUUUGGGCCUCCGGCUACGAGUUGUACGACCGUAUCUCUCCCAAAUUGAGGCAGUUCCUCGACACUGCCACCGGUACCUUCGCUCAACCCAACUUCAACGCCGCCGCCGACAAGCACGCUUUCAAGCUCUACUCUGCUCCUCGCGGUGCUCCCGAGAACGUCGGCGAGGACUUGACCGCCAUCCACCCCAUCGUCCGCACCAACCCCGUCACCGGCUGGAAAUCCAUCUUCGCACUCGGCUCCCACUUCUCCCAUAUCAACGGGUUGACCAAAUACGAGAGUGACUGGUUCAAGGAUUACUUUCACCGUUUGGUGACGGAUAACCACGAUUUGCAGGUUCGUUUCAAGUGGAAUAAGAAUGAUGUUGCUAUUUGGGAUAACCGUUCUGUUUACCACACUGCGACCUACGAUUAUGGCGGGAAGCGUCAGGGUAACCGUGUUGUUGCUCUCGGUGAGAGACCGUACUUUGACCCUGCUAGCAAGAGUAGGCGUGAGGCUCUUGGUGAGGUUGAUGCCGAGGCUUAGUCUAAUGGGUAUGUACGAGGAGAGCAGAGCAGGAGUGAUAUGAUAGUGAGGUUAUAGGUAGUGUAACAUAUCUUUGAUACCAUGAUGACUCCGUCUAAACGCCUCUGCUCCUAAUCCAGGCCAAAACAAAGCCUAGCUCACGUCAGG
This is a messenger RNA of Saitoella complicata NRRL Y-17804, 1421 nucleotides long. RefSeq names its product taurine catabolism dioxygenase. The transcript has a single exon. NCBI's taxonomy places the organism in Eukaryota, Fungi, Ascomycota, Saitoellomycetes, Saitoellales, Saitoellaceae. Gene Ontology annotation, molecular function: 2-oxoglutarate-dependent dioxygenase activity. The record is from RefSeq and is a predicted model, not a curated record. The coding region runs from base 111 to 1274 and encodes 387 amino acids. Gene Ontology annotation, cellular component: cytoplasm.